UGAAAUAAUUGUCUUGGAUAUUCAACAAGGGAAACAUGUACAGCUCCUUUACCGCAAUUUGCAAGUACAAGUGUCGUUCGAACGGGAAAAAGAAAAACUAAAAAGAAAAAUAUCAGCUAAGCUCGCUCAAAGCAGCAACUGAAACAGCCAUGGCGGUUAUUAACUCCUUUAACUACCAUAAACCUUUCCUUCCUUUAUUAACUCAACCCAGAAACCCUAAUUUCAAUUCCUUCAAAUUUGAUCCCAAAAUCCCAAAUGAAGCUUCCAGAUUUCGUUUUCCAACCCGCCGUACCGUUCCCGUUAAUGGCUCGCUCCAAAACUCUGACCAAAACACUCCCCAAGGUGAUGAAGUUGAGAAUUUAGGAGUUAAAGCUGCGUUAUCCAUGCUCAAAUUCUACAAAAGGGAAAUCUCGCCUCUGUUACCAAAAAGUUGCCGUUUUGUUCCCACGUGUAGUGAGUACUCAAUGGAAGCUUAUAAGAAAUAUGGGGUUGUAAAGGGCACAGUUUUGACAGCUUGGCGUCUUUGCCGUUGCAAUCCUCUUGGCGGGUCUGGAUUUGAUCCUCCAAGGUGGUUUGAUGAGGAAAAGCCAACAGAAGAAUGAGAGAUUCUCUCUUGGUUUGUUAAGGUAAUAUCAGUGAAGGUGUUUCAUUGGAAUGGUGGAACAAAUGAAGUUGUAUCCUGUGCUCCAUGACCAUAAAUUCUUUGCGAAUAGGUGAUCUAGUUUCUGAUUUCAGUCUGUUAGUAGAAAUCAAUUGUACCUCCUCUUGCUGAGUAGAAUAUUUCAAACAAUAUUCAGGCAGUUGACUUUAUUUAUAUGUAUGAAUUUACUCUUGCUUUGGCAUUUGCAAACCUUAAUUGCUGCACAUAGGAGUGGAUCUUGGUAGAGUUUGGCCUGAAAAAGGGUUCACAGUCUUUUAUUUGGAAGUUGUUCUACCAUUCUUGGAGAUCAUUUUUGGGUACUCUUCAAUGUGACCUCUGCUUUUUUCUUGUUCAUCUUGACUCCUAGCAGCAUAUAUUUACUCAAGAUUUCUUUAUGUGUUUUAAUCUUCUACUGAAUCUAUUACUCAAGAUCUUUCCUCUUUACUUGGAUUCCAAUGAAAAAAAAAGGAGGGUAGAUAGACUAGGGCUUCAUUUGGAUGGACGGUGAAAUUAAAAACAAUAAUAAAAUUUACUGUAAUUGCAAUUAAAAAAAUUUAUUGUAGCUGUUAUUGAAAAAAAAAUUUAAUAAAAAAUUUAUACUGACACGAUCUCACUGGAAUUGAUGUUUGAAUUCAAUUGAAGAUACGAUAAACUUAAUCACAUCGUGCCUUCGAUGCUAGGUCUUCAUAAAGCUAUAUUCUUAAAACCUCAAUAUUAAAAAUGGUGCAUAAAAUUUGAAUUGCUUCUUAUUCCUUUCCCAACAUAUUCUUGGAAGUAUAAAAGAAAAAUGACACGUUAGUUUAGCUUACAAAUGGGUACUCUUUAUUUGAUUUCUUUAGCUCACUUGAAAGAAAAUUACACCAGCCAUAUCUGUUCUUUCAGAAAGAAGACUAUAGUAUUUAGUUAUGCAAAUUAAAAUCCAAUGUUGUGCUGGACUCAAUGUUUUUGUCGCCACUGAAUCUUCCAUUAUAACAUAAAGUCAUCACAAUUUGAACCAAUAAUUUAGCAAAGAUUAAAAUAACAACACAUGAAAAUAUCAGACUAACUGAUCUGGACAGAUAAAUUGGGUCCCCACAGAAUAUGUUCCUCAACUAUGGUUCCAUAUGAUAGGUUUCCAUCAUUGGCCGAAUCAAAUUUGGAAGUCUACCUCAAAUCAAAUCCAAACAAUGUCCUUCACUUAAGAUUGGACCACCACUAUCAGCUCUGGAACUCUGCGGAAGAACCCAGAUUCUACUUUCUUGGAAACGGCAUUGAUAAUUGAUACUGAGUGACCAACAAAAAAAUAUGUAAUUUUUUUCUGAAAUGGUUUUGGAACAUG
Molecule: messenger RNA, 1958 nt
Organism: Durio zibethinus
Lineage: Eukaryota; Viridiplantae; Streptophyta; Magnoliopsida; Malvales; Malvaceae
Product: membrane protein insertion efficiency factor
Source: RefSeq, a predicted model, not a curated record